AUGGUACAAAAUGCGUUGUCUCGAAUAAAUGGAACAGGAGAUGACAUAGUGGAAAUAUAUAUGGCAAUAGAGGAAGGCAGUACCGAGGAAUUAGUAACGAAAAAUGUCAAAGAACAAACAAGCGAAAAACAACCCAACUUACCUAAUUUCAAAGAGAAUAUUCGGGGCCGAGUAAAUCGUACAGCAACACCUAUCAAACGUAUUACCAUCUCACCCGUUUCGAGCAUCUUGCCAACAGAACCUAAACAAUUAUUAGUGUUAAAGGAUUGGCAAACCGUUGAACCUGAAAGAAAUCGAAAAAGAGCAAAACGCCAACAGGAGGGGCAACCGAAAAGUG
Cetraspora pellucida is the source of this 337-nucleotide messenger RNA. NCBI's taxonomy places the organism in Eukaryota, Fungi, Glomeromycota, Glomeromycetes, Diversisporales, Gigasporaceae. The record is from the annotation of a GenBank genome assembly.